UCUAAAAGUUACGGUUAUGUUUGUUCUGUUCUGUGUUUAAAAUUUUUGGGGAGUUGGAAACGAAAUUGUGUUGGUGUUCAAAAUGCUUUAGGAUUGGAGCCCGACUUCCUGUUCCCACUUGAGAACCUCACGAUCGCUCAGGGGAGGGAUGCGAUGUUCACGUGCGUCGUAAACAACCUGGGUGGAUACAGGGUAGCUUGGAUAAAAGCGGACACAAAAGCGAUUCUCGCUAUACACGAGCACGUCAUAACGAACAACCAGAGGCUCUCCGUCACGCACAACGACGACAACACGUGGACACUGAACAUGCGAGGCGUCCGAAGAGAAGACAGAGGCACAUACAUGUGUCAGGUCAACACGGACCCAAUGAAAAGCCAGAGCGCUUAUCUGGAAGUCGUGAUUCCGCCCGACAUAAUUUACGAAGAGACGUCAGGUGACAUGAUGACACCAGAAGGCGGUUCUGCUAAGCUUGUCUGCAAAGCGAGGGGUUAUCCACCACCCAAGAUCACCUGGAGGAGAGAGGAUGGGGGUGAGAUCAUCCUGAGGCAACCCGCGACAGGUCACAAAGCAAAGGUCACUUCCUUCGAAGGAGAGACCCUGAUCCUGAGCAAAGUGACGCGAUCAGAGAUGGGAGUUUACAUGUGCAUCGCAAGCAACGGCGUCCCUCCCACUGUUAGUAAAAGGCUUAUGCUGCACGUCAACUUUCAUCCUCUGAUCCAAGUGCCAAAUCAGUUGGUAGGAGCACCCCCCGGGACAAACGUCACACUCCAAUGUUUGGUGGAGGCGUCACCAAAAGCAAUCAAUUACUGGACAAGGCAAUCCGGUGAAAUGAUAGUCCAAAGCCCGAAAUACGAGAUGAAAGAGACCGCCGGGCCAUACUACACAGCAGCAAUGUUGUUAACGAUAAAAGACAUACAGAAAAGUGACCUGGGUGGUUACAACUGCGUCUCCAAAAACAGCAUAGGCGACGCAGAAGGAUCAAUUAGAUUAUACACCGUUCCAGUGGAGAACAAGAAAAAGAUGAACGACGACGGGCGGUACCAGUCUGAGGAUGAAGACGACUUCGCCGACGAGGACGACGACCAGAACGGGAGUCAGGGCUCCCUCCGAGAAGAGGACGGCGAAAAGGACUCGACCAAGGACAAUUCCUUAUCAAGAGCGACGCCAGGCGCUUCGUCCUUCUUCGUCUCCUUCUUGCUGCCAGUUUUGGCCAACUUCCCAGCGAUCGGCUACACAAAAGUGCGCUGAAAAGAAAAAUCGUAGGGCAAAGUUUAAAGACAGUCAACAUCUGAAGACUAAAUUUUCAGAUACUCUGUGCAAAAAAAUAA
Molecule: messenger RNA, 1328 nt
Organism: Cimex lectularius (bed bug)
Lineage: Eukaryota; Metazoa; Arthropoda; Insecta; Hemiptera; Cimicidae
Gene: DIP-beta
Product: lachesin
Exons: 8
Cellular component (GO): neuron projection
Source: RefSeq, a predicted model, not a curated record